UUUCUGGCAGGAUAACGUGUUGUGAUAUAAUGAUGCCAGUACUUUCAUAGGUUGAAGCUGCUAUUACAUCAAAAAUAUUUUCGGGAAAAUUCAGUAUAAAUUUGAUGAAGAAGCUAGCUCAUUGUCUAGCACUGCUUCCCAAAUCAAAGGGAGAUGAAGAUAGCUGGAUUUCAGCAAUGAGGAAGGUUCUGUUAUUGGUAAAUGGUUACCUAACUGAAAUCUUCACUGGUCUAGAGGAAGAAACAAAAUGGGAUGAAGCUGUUAGAUUAUUGGUUCCGCCAGGAGAAGUUCCACCACCUUCUUUAUGGGGCCAAAAGUUGUUAGAGGAUACCUCAGACAAGGAAAGAAAGAGAUCCAAGCUGUGUAGUAUCUCUAUGUUCAUGCUUAGCUGUUGUGAAAUGCUUACAAAUUCAUAUCCUGUCCAGGUUUCAGUGCCUGUUCGCUCAUUACUGGCCCUUGUUGAGAGAGUGCUGAUGGUCAAUGGCUCAUUGUCACCAACCACAUCAUCCUUUUUGAUUUUAGCAGAACAAGAGUUCAUUUGCUCUGAACUUCCAGUUUUGCACUCCUAUGCUUUGGAACUUCUUGCUUCAGUCAUAAAGGGGAUUCGCAGUCAACUAUUGCCACAUGCUGCAUAUAUUGUGAGGCUUGUUAAAGAAUAUUUUAAGAGAUGUGAGUUACCAGAGUUAAGGAUAAAAGUAUACUCCAUCACAAAGUUGUUGUUGAUGUCCAUGGGUAUUGGAAUAGCGAUAUAUCUUGCACAAGAAGUUGUCAACUGCUCUCUUCAUGAUUUAAAUCCCAUCGUUGAUGGUACAUCUUUUCAUGCAAAUGCAAAAUCCAAACUUUUGCUGCCACCUUUCCACAGAAAGAGAAAGCAUGGUGCGACUGGAUCUCUUGAACAGCUCCAUGACAGAAUUGGUUUGGAGGUGGAAACAUCCAAGAACUGUCCAACAGCGAUUUCCGUGAAGAUAGCUGCACUCGGGGCAUUGGAAACUCUUCUAACUGUGGGUGGAGGUUUGAGAUCCGAGUCUUGGCGUUCAAAAGUUGAUAAUCUUUUGAUAACUAUUGCAACAGAAUCCUGUAAAGAAGGAUGGGUUAGUGAUGAAAGCAAAGCUUUCUUGCUCAAUGAAUCAACCCUAUCAUGCUCAGAUUUACAGUUAGCAGCAUUACAUGCACUUUUGGCAUCUCUCCUUUCUCCUUCUCGUGUACGUCCCCCACAUUUAGCUCCUGCUCUUGAGCUUUUCCGUAGAGGCAGGCAAGAAAUUGGAACAAAAGUAUCUGAAUUUUGUACCUACGCACUCCUAGCCUUGGAGGUGCUUAUACACCCCCGGGCACUUCCACUGGCUGAUUUUCCCUCUGCGAGCUCCUUCAAUGAAGUUAACCACAGAUUCCCAGAGAAUAUAUACUCUGUUGCCCAGAAGCAUAGUAACCCAUUUUCAAGUGGCAUGCAGGACACAGGACAUAGCCUUUCUGAUUCAGAUGAUGAUUUGUAUAAGAGUUGGCUGGAUAGUAGCAAGGAAACAGAGGCUCCAGUGGGUGAAAGUAUGGACACUGAAAGGCCUUCUGAAACUCUAAGGGUUCAACAGGGAGAAAAUAUUCCCGUGGCUGGUUCAUCAGGUGCAAAAAGUCCUCGGAGAAAUGGGCACAGCCGAGCAGCUGCUAGUGCAGACAUAGAGAUGAGGCGUGGUGAUGAAGCAUUGGUUGACUCACAGCAAUUGCAAGAAUCCAUGGAGCAGUAUCAGGAAUCUUCCAAAGGUGCCUCCAUUCCUACUGUUACUGGUGAUCCAAAUGUUACCACCGUGGACUCGACAAGUUUUGCUUUGAAAGAUGAUGCAUUAAAUUCCAAGGAUACUGAAAUGGCAUCAGUGCAAGCCGUUGUGGCAGGUGAAAGCGACAGGCUUGCCACCAAAGAUGGAAACACAACAACCUUAAGUGCUCAGAAAGGUACGACACUUGCUUUUGAAGAUGAUAAUCAAUCAACCGAUUCUCUCCCUGAUAUCGUGGAUGUUGAUCCAGAUUCUGAUUAGGAAUUAGUAUCGGAGUGUUGACAAUGUAUUUGUAUCUUGUAACAAUCAAAAAAGGAUCAAGCUGGGUGAUGCAAUGCGAAAUUUUCCUAAUGUUUCAGUUUCUACUAAAAGCUGUUGAACUGUUGGUCCAAAAACAAUCAAGGAAAAAAAAUGAUUACUGUCAACUUUCCCAGAAA
Molecule: messenger RNA, 2200 nt
Organism: Populus euphratica (Euphrates poplar)
Lineage: Eukaryota; Viridiplantae; Streptophyta; Magnoliopsida; Malpighiales; Salicaceae
Exons: 8
Coding region: 105-2024 (639 amino acids)
Biological process (GO): rRNA processing
Cellular component (GO): nucleus
Source: RefSeq, a predicted model, not a curated record